AUGAGUAACGUUCAUACGGUGACCUCUCUAGUGUGUUUCCAUCCGGACUCUCCGGCUGCGGGUCAGCGCUGGAUGGACGGGCCUGUGUCCUUCUACAAGAUGAAGCUGUCGCUCAGCUCUGAGGAUCCAGACGCCGCUGUGGUUCUGCGGCCCAUGCACCGCUAUCAGCCGCGGCUCUACGUGGUUCCCGUGAGCUCCUGUCCCGAGCCAGACGUCCACGUCUUCACCUUCCCUAAAACAGCGUUCUAUGCGGUGACCAGCUACCAGAACCCACUGAUAACCCGGCUCAAGAUCGACUGCAACCCCUUCAUGCUGGCGUUCAGAGAGGACGGGCCGAGCGCUCGCCUCAUCCAGAACAAACUCAAGCUGGCUCUGAGCGAGAAACACCGCAGCUCGACACACACACAUCCAGUGUCCAGUGAAGAGGGACGGAUGAGUGACGAGACGCUCGUUAGAGACCCAUCAGCUGAGCCUGUGGCCUCGUUAGCUCCUGCAUCUGCUGAUGAGGUGUCUCUGCGAUCGUCUCAGAGCUCAGAGCCGCACAGAUCUGGGAUCAGCUGCGGAGUGAAGCGUGUUUACCGCAGGGGCUGGAGGAGUGGCGCGAGGAAAGCCAAGGCUAAAUGGUGGACUAACGUGAAGCACAGAUCUGCUGCGGUCAGCACCGCGUCCAUGCAGCCUGACCUGGAGCACGUGGACGGCGUGCUGUUUGUGUCCUUCACUGCCAAGGAGGCGCUGGACGUUCAUGUUGGAAACAUGAGGAGAUCUGUGGAGACAUCUGCUUCAUCACACUCGCAGACUGGAGCGGAGAAGCCAGCGCGUGAUGCAGACUGGAUCUGUGAGCAGGAGCUGGUCUUACUGCAGCAGCUCCAGCAGCUGAAGAACCGGCAGAUCAUUCAUCCUGUGCUUCAACAAGUUGGGCUGAAGCUGAAUCUUCUGGAUCCAGCGGCACCCAUAGACCUGCAUUAUCUGGGUGUUGCUCUACCUUUGCCUUCACCUGUCCUCACAUCAUCCUCCCACGCCGCUUUAGUUUCGCGCACUGGGAAGAUGAGCGAUCUGACCAGGAUCAAAGGCUGGAUGGAGAAGUUCAGUUCAAAGAGCUCAGCCGACAGCACGGCCGGUCACUCGGCGUUCUCCUCGGUCCUGCUGGACGAGUAUCUGGAGGCUGAAGGCCAGCGGAUCAGCGAACGCGCCGCCGUGUUUUCCUCCAGCGCUCCGUCUCCGGUGCUCUAUCAGCUGCCCGUCAAGAGCAGCAGCUACGUGAGGACCCUAGAUAGUGUGCUCCAGACGCGCAGCUCUGCCCCCUCUGGACUCCGUGACAAGCGCACUAAAGCGUGGCGAUCCAGACGAGGUGUUAGAGCGGCUCCGGAAGCAGUGCGCUCUUCCUCGGCCAGACUCCGGUGGAAGCGCAGCGUCUCUGAAGAUCCUCCUCAGCGUCCUGCAGCGUCCAGCGGAGCUCCCUCCAGACGCAGGAGAAGGUACCGGCGGCGGAGGCGGACGCUGAGGUUCAACAGAGACGCCGUGGACGGAGCACAGGCCUCUGCAUUCGCUCAGAAGCACUCGGAGCUGCUGGCUCAGGAGCAGCAGGCCGUCUCUCUCGGACAGAGUCCCACUCGCAUCAGCGCUGAGAGAGCCGGCUUCGCUCUGAGCUCACUGCUGACCGCAGAGAAGGCGGUGAAGACGAAGCAGCAGGACAGGGAAGGUGUGUGUGGUAAAGACUUCUGCCGGCUGGGCUGCGUCUGUGAAAGUCUGAACAGAGAAGCACGAGGAUCCACUCACUGCAGACGUGUGCAGUGCAUGUUCAGCUGCGGCUGCUUCAAGCACAAGAUCCUCCUCGUGCGCUCCGAGCACAGCGCCGGGAGCCUGGUGGCCUUCCCCGUCGCUGGCCCCGGAUCAGACGGCAGGCCGGAGCCAGCGCUCAGAAUCAGCAGCCUGUGGAGGAGGAGAGCCGGAGAGAACGACCCCGAGCCGCUGUUCACUCCCAGAGCCAGCGGAGCGCCGAGACGAGCGCCGCACCAUCAUGCUCCCGCGCCGUGGCCCUGUCCUCAGGUGCAGGAGACGGAGAAGGAUCCGGUUUACUUGUACCUCGAGAGCAUGAUGACGUGUGCUCGUGUGCGAGAAUACAACAGCAACCCUCCACCGCAGGUGCACUUACUGCCGGCGAAAAGAAGCGUAGCAGCACCUGAUGAAGCGAUCAAUGCCGUGUCUCAGCUGGGUCUCGCUUCGUCUCAGAAUCCAGGCGAGAGCUGUGAGGCGGGAGAGCCGGAGCCCACUAAAGUGCUGGAAAUCAUCUCGGGGUGUAACUGGGAAACCCAUCGGUCCCUGGUGCUCAAGGAACUCUUCCGCUGCAUCGACAUGAACCACCUCGCUUCGGUUUUCUACAUCGACAUCUACAAAGUGGAGCUACUCUCCAGAGAUCUGAAGAAAGACGAGAGCGGAUCCACGUUGAUUUACAAGGUCUGCGUGUCCCUCGGCCAGACGCCAGAAAAGACUUGUGAGCCGAGGAAGAGUGUGAAGAAACGAGACGAUGCGUCACAUCUGAGGAGCUCUUCCUCUCAGAAAGUCAACAGACUGAAUGUUAAAGAGAACCUGCACAUCAUACAGACAAACGCACCUGAUGAGAAACAGGCGAAGCACUUUCCUCUUCUCUCUCGUGUCGUUCCCGCUGGUCUUCUGAAGGCUGACAAGAAGACGCUAGUGCGCUCCGGAUCGAUAAAGGUCAAUGGAAAAACGUACGCUCAGGCGAAACUGAUCCUGGGCCGGAUGGGAGCGCUGCAUCCAGCCAAUCGUCUGGCAGCGUACGUCACUGGCAGAAUAAAACCACUGCCUCAAAACAUGAGCCGAUCGCUUUCCAAAACACUCCAGGUCAGGACGCUCAGAGAGACGAGGGGUGCAAACUCUGCCCCAGCGACUGAUCCUUCAAAACACACAGUGAGCCAAGCUCAUUCAUUCAAAAUGCCCAUUACCCGAUCUCCGGUGAUGCCCUGGGCUCCUAAUGGCAUCAGAUGUAUUCCUGCAGCUUUGAACCCCACAUCAUCACGUAACCCUGGGCGUGGCUCAAACACUGUAGCCCCGCCCCUCUCCGGCGCCUCAAACACUGUAGCCCCGCCCCUCUCCGGCGCUGAGACGGUUCUCCCGGCUUCUGCUCUUCCGCCGGGGCAGCAGGUGGUUCUGCAGCCGGUCGCAGGUAUGACGGGGGUGAACAUGUGUCAGUUUAACGGCCAGAUGAUCCAGCUGGUGCCCAUCCCUGCAGCGUUACCUGUGCAGGUGCAGACCGGCGCUGGCGGAACAGGUUAG
Messenger RNA from Sinocyclocheilus grahami, 3294 nucleotides. RefSeq names its product MAX gene-associated protein-like. The record is from RefSeq and is a predicted model, not a curated record. Gene Ontology annotation, cellular component: nucleus; chromatin. The transcript is spliced from 15 exons. Gene Ontology annotation, biological process: regulation of transcription by RNA polymerase II; cell fate specification; positive regulation of DNA-templated transcription. Gene Ontology annotation, molecular function: RNA polymerase II cis-regulatory region sequence-specific DNA binding; DNA-binding transcription factor activity, RNA polymerase II-specific. Lineage: Eukaryota; Metazoa; Chordata; Actinopteri; Cypriniformes; Cyprinidae. The coding region runs from base 1 to 3294 and encodes 1097 amino acids.